Molecule: messenger RNA, 2822 nt
Organism: Alosa alosa (allis shad)
Lineage: Eukaryota; Metazoa; Chordata; Actinopteri; Clupeiformes; Clupeidae
Product: sodium/myo-inositol cotransporter-like
Exons: 1
Coding region: 1-2163 (720 amino acids)
Biological process (GO): myo-inositol transport; transmembrane transport; inositol metabolic process
Cellular component (GO): plasma membrane
Molecular function (GO): D-glucose:sodium symporter activity
Source: RefSeq, a predicted model, not a curated record
AUGGCGGUGAUGGAGGCAGCAGACAUAGCGGUGGUGGCCCUGUACUUCGUUCUGGUUAUGGGCUUUGGCAUCUUUGCCAUGUGGCGGGCCAACCGCAGCACGGUCAGUGGCUACUUCCUCGCCGGCCGCUCCAUGAACUGGUUCGUCAUCGGCGCCUCGUUGUUUGUCAGCAACAUCGGCAGCGAGCACUUCAUCGGCCUGGCUGGGUCAGGAGCGGCCAGCGGGUUCUCGGUGGGCGCUUGGGAGUUCAACGCCCUCCUGCUCCUGCAGCUCCUCGGCUGGGUCUUCAUCCCCGUCUACAUCCACGCGGGCGUCUACACCAUGCCUGAGUACCUCUCCAAAAGGUUCGGAGGCAAGAGGCUGAAGAUCUACUUUGCUGCUCUCUCUCUGAUCCUCUACAUCUUCACCAAGCUCUCUGUAGACCUGUACUCCGGUGCUCUGUUCAUCCAAGAGUCUCUGGGAUGGAACCUCUACCUGUCCAUCAUCCUGUUGAUCACCAUGACGGCUCUGCUGACCAUCACAGGAGGCCUUGCCGCGGUCAUUUACACAGACACUCUUCAGGCGUUCCUCAUGAUCGGUGGAGCUCUCUGCCUGUCUGUCAUCGGCUUAAACAAGAUUGGGGGCUUGGAGGAACUGAAGGUGAAGUACAUGUUGGCGAAGCCUAACACCGAUGCCAUAAUGUCCAGGAUGAAUAUCACCAAAAAUGACACCUGCGCCCACCAUAUACACCCCAAGCCACAUUCCUUACAGGUCCUGAGGGGACCACUGGAUGAAGACCUCCCGUGGCCUGGCUUCCUCCUGGGUCAGACCCCGGCAUCUCUGUGGUACUGGUGUACCGACCAAGUCAUUGUGCAAAGGGUGCUAGCAGCCAAAAACAUCGCCCAUGCCAAAGGCUCGACACUAAUGGCCGGUUUCCUGAAGAUCCUCCCGAUGUUCAUCAUCGUUAUCCCUGGCAUGAUAUCCCGAGUGCUGUUUGUAGAUGAACUGGCAUGUAUUAAUCCUGACCACUGCAUGGAGGUGUGUGGAAGUCCUGCUGGAUGCUCCAACAUCGCCUACCCGCGGCUAGUGAUGUCCAUCAUGCCAGUAGGCCUCAGGGGCCUGAUGAUGGCCGUGAUGAUUGCUGCCCUGAUGAGCGACCUGGACUCCAUCUUCAACAGUGCCAGCACCAUCUUCACCCUCGACAUCUACAAGAUGAUUCGCCAGCACGCGUCCUCCAGGGAGCUGUUGGUGGUGGGACGACUCUUCGUGGCCUUCAUGGUGGUCAUCAGCAUCGCCUGGGUCCCAGUGAUCAUCGAGAUGCAAGGUGGUCAGAUGUUCCUGUACAUCCAAGAGGUCUGCGACUACCUCAGCCCUCCCAUUGCGGCCCUCUUCCUGCUUGCCGUGCUCUGGAAGAGAUGCAAUGAGACCGGUGCGUUCUGGGGGGGCCUGGUUGGGUUCGCUCUGGGAUUCAGCCGACUGGUCCUGGCGUUUGUCUACAGGGAGGGCCCAUGCAAUGAGCAGGACACUCGGCCGGCCUUCAUCAAAGAUGUCCACUUCAUGUACGUGGCUGCUGGGCUGUUCUGGAUCUCAGGACUCGUGACAGUGGUGGUCAGCCUGUGUACCCCUCCCCCAAGCAAGGACCAAAUCCUAAAGACCACCUUUUGGGGGUUACACAAUAGAGACGAAUGCCAAAUCACAGAUCCUGAAGAAGUACUCAGGCUGAAAGGCAACGCCCAUGUUCACUGCAAUGGUAAUAGUACACCUCACAAGGACUUAUCUGUUAUUAAGAAUGAGACUGAAAAUAUCCCCAAUGGGGAGACUGAUCACACAAAAACGUUGGCAUACACUGGUGAUAAUGAUGAUAUGGCCUCCAACACUAAAAUGAAUGGAAAUGCAUUAGCGAUUGGAAACAGCCACCUUGACCCAGUAGCUCGUUCUGCAACUCGAAAAGUCAGGGGAGGUUUGUGUGGAGGAGGAGAGAGAGGCUUCUGUGUGAGGCUGCUGCAGUGGUUCUGUGGUUUCAACGGGGAUCCAGCAAAGGAUGGGGAAAAAACACAAAUAGAUGACAAGGUCGACAUUGAAGAGAUGCUCAGUGAGCCUCCCAGAAUUAAAUUCUUCCUCAACCUCGGCCUUCUGACAGUGUGCUCCACUGGGAUCUUUCUUUUUGUUUACUUUUCUUUGUAAUUUGCAAAUGACGUGUGCAUGUGCACAUUUUCAUGGAAAUUUUGCAUGCUACUUAUCAUUCAUCGAUUAAGUGCUUUUGACACAACAUUAUUGUCAAUAUUUCAGAACAUACAUUUUUUAGCUAUGUUAAACCAAUGAAGAACCAGAUGAAUCUUCACUCAUGUAUGAUUUUUUUUCUUUGAUGGAAUGACACCUUAAGAGUGAUUUGUGUUUUCCCUGCCCAAUCGAUUGUUAUGCAAUAUAGAGUAACAUACUGCCUUUUGAUGCUAGAACUGAUUAUUUUGUAAGUAGGAUGAUGUAAUACAUACGCAAUAUGUAUAUUGGACGAAUUACUUAAAAAGUAACAUUAUUUAUUUGUUUAUAUUGGGAGUUACAUGUAUAGCCUGUGUUUACUAUGAGCACAAGAUAACGUUACCUAGCCAUAUUAUAUGUGGUCUAAAAUGUGAAGGAAGCAUACUUUUCGGGACUUCAAAAAAGGACUAGCUAUCAGACAUCCUUUCCUGUAAAUUGUAAACAGCUACCCAACCAAAUUCUCUUGAAAUGUAACAUCUGACAUUCUGUUUAUUUGCUAAUCACUGAAGGCACCAUUUGUAGUAAAGUAUGUUGUAAAGAUGCAAAUCUGUUAACGGCAAUGCAAUAAAAAGGUUCUAGUAAACCAA